Molecule: messenger RNA, 1562 nt
Organism: Aegilops tauschii subsp. strangulata
Lineage: Eukaryota; Viridiplantae; Streptophyta; Magnoliopsida; Poales; Poaceae
Product: probable histone acetyltransferase HAC-like 1
Biological process (GO): ubiquitin-dependent protein catabolic process
Cellular component (GO): SUMO-targeted ubiquitin ligase complex
Molecular function (GO): ubiquitin protein ligase activity; SUMO binding; SUMO-ubiquitin ligase activity
Source: RefSeq, a predicted model, not a curated record
UUCUAAUUUUUUAAAGUUGGUCUUGUAAGAGUUGGAGAAUUUUAGUAUGUAUGACCUUGGCCUUGUUGCACACACACACAAAAAAUCCCAAUACAAAUUGGCGGUGAACGUCCAAUAGAUAGGCGGGGAAAACGAAAACCAAGAGGCGCCAGGCUCACGCACACCAACCAGCCGGUGUUCUGACGCGUGACACCGGGCGUAGGGCGAUUCUCUCAUUCUCUGGCAGGAAGUAAUUACGUGUGGUCCAGCUACAUAUAGAACGGGGAGCACGGCGCUCGCCCAGCACCCAGCACCCGCUAUAUAUUGACCCUCUCAGGUAGUCCAAGUCCAGUACGCCAUUGGUCAAAGUCCCCUUUCUUCGUCUCCGGCCACCUCCUAGUCCCAGUCUCCCAGGUGAGCCUUCCUACCCCCCUGGCCAGGAACAUGAAUGGGUGGGAGAGGACGCUGAUGAAUCAGGUGGGCAGCGCUGGCCUUGGCGUUGGCGGCUCCGGCGGGAUGCGGCCGUGGCAACCGCAGAUGCAGGAUGUGGUGGGCCAUGCCGCGGCGGCCGAUCCCCAGUUUGUGAGGCUCCGGGACAACGCCCGAGAGAAGAUAUUGGAGUUUUUGCACACGUUGCAAUUGCUGCCUCUCUGGCGGCCGCGUCUCCGGGCGCUUGCGAGGCGGCUCGAGGAAAUCUUGUUUAGUAAAUACCCAAACAAGAUGGAGUACCAUAACAUGACGAGGCGACCAAUGCAACCAACUAUGAUGUUUGCUAUCAAGACCUACACCGCUCAGAACCGACAAUACCGACAAAACCAACAAUCGUUAAGACAGAUAGCAUCUUCUUCCCCUGGCUAUGGGGCGAUGAAUCUGACAUCCAAUAUCAUGCAAGGUGCGAGUGAAAAUUCUAGAGUGUCUUAUGUGACUGGCAAUGUUGGCUCUUUGUCAUCUAGUGCACACAUAGUUCUGCAUAGUGCCAACAUGGAUACCUCGCUGCCAGAAGGAGAUUCUCUUGGGCAUGUGAACACAAUGCUUUCACUAGGGAUAACCCCUACACGACAUGAUCUUUCUGGAGCGUCCAUCAACAACCUGUUAACACACAAUCUGGAUACACGUGAAUCCAACCGAUUCUCUCCCAAGGUGGCGCAGGCACGCCCAGCGCCAAUGAAGGAUCUCCCAAGGGAACCAAAGUUCACCUGUCCAGUCUGCAUCAAUGAGCUGGUCGAUGCAUCGUCUACUAUCUGCGGCCACAUCUUCUGCAAGAAAUGCAUAGAGGCCUCCAUCCGAUUUCAGAAGAAGUGCCCUACCUGUCGUAGGAGGCUGACCUUGAGAAAUUUCCACCGCAUCUACCUCCCGGCGAUGGAUUGAGCUGAUCCAGCCAUUCUGGGCGUGGUGGAGCAUCAACACCCGACCCUUCCUCCUCAACGGCAUUUUUUUUAUUCUGUCCGAACUAUUCUUCAUGGUGUUAUCACUAGAAUCCAAUUUUUGCUCAACGAUUUAAUAGGUGCUCGACACAUAGUGAACAGACUUUUAAUCUGCAUCCUUGGUGGUAAAGGAUACCGUUCUCGUGGGAAUUUGAAACA